AUGAAAAUGUAUUUUUCGACAAUGAAAAAAUUAUCGUCAAAUAAUUCUACAAAGGAAAAACGACAAUCUAUACAAGCACCCAAGGAAUGUAAAGUUUGUGGAGCUUUUGCUAAAUAUUCAUAUUUUGGCAUAGUUUCAUGUCAUCCAUGUAAAAUGUUUUUCAAACGAACUGCUGAACGUGGAAAAGAAGCAUUCAGAUGUCCUUAUGAUGGUGAUUGUGAAAUAAAUAUAAAUAAUCGUCAUAUAUGUUCUUAUUGUCGAUUGGUUAAAUGUUUUAAUAGUGGAAUGCAAACUGAGAUGAUUCGAUGUUCAUUUUCAAAAACAAGCAAAACCAAUCGAAAAAAAAAAUCAAUAAAAAAUUCAAAACAAAUAGUAUCAACAAGUUUAUGUCAACUGAAUGAACUUGAACAAGUAAAAUUAUUUGAUUAUCAUAUUUCAUUUCCUACUUUGAAUCUUUUACAAACAGAUCAAUCGACAUUAACUAUUGAUCAAUGGAAUCUACUCUCUAAUAUAUCACACUGCUAUGAUGAACAUAGUGGAUUAUCAAUAGGUGAACGUUUCAUGCUUGAACAACAUGUUCUACCAAUUAAAUUACGCUUUAAAAAAGAACCAAUAAAGGAAUUGAUUCAAAUGUCAUUAGAUAAAUGCCAAUCAUUAUAUAUAAAUAAUCGAGAUUUUCUCUCUUUAUCUAUAGAUGAUCGUUCGAUUUUACUUCAUACUACAUUUACAUAUACGGGAAAUCUUUCUGGAAUUUUUAUCUUCUACAAAAUUCAAUUAACGAAUUAUCCUAUUUAUUAUAAUGUUAUAGAAAUGCUUACUCAUCCAAGUGUCAUACCUGUUGUUAGACGUAUAGUAGAUCGCCUUGAUUUUGAUAUGAUCAUUAUGAAAUUAUUUCUUGCUAUUCUUUCAUUUUCAACAAAUUGUAAUACAGUCUAUUCAAAUACUUCUUCAGAAAACUUAUCAAAUAUCAAAGAAAUCUUACGUAUUCAAGAUACAUAUAUUGAACUAACAUGGCAAUAUUUACUUUAUAAAUAUAAUUUUGAACGAGCUGUUAUAUGUUUAUCUGAUUUUAUUAGAUGUUUCUUUGCUAUUCAUGAAGCUAUAGUUAUAACGCAUGAUGUUCAAUGGCUUACAGAUACAAUCGCAUCGAUUAUUAACCAAACCGAACAAACUCUUACUUUCAAUUAG
Messenger RNA from Rotaria sp. Silwood1, 1188 nucleotides. Lineage: Eukaryota; Metazoa; Rotifera; Eurotatoria; Philodinida; Philodinidae. The record is from the annotation of a GenBank genome assembly.